AUGAUCAUCCGGUCACCCGUACAAGCUAGUGUCGAUAACAUCGUACCUCAGUGGGUAGGAACCACCUUACAUGGGAGCUGUCUACUCCUAGUCUACACAGGCAAAUAUCUUCAUUUCAUCUUUCACACGCACUUGUUGAUUGCAUUGAUUGAACGCCGACCCAUCUACAGAUCCGACCUGCUUGUGAGAAACUCGCCAAUCUGGCCACCAUGGGCUUUAUAUCGCGAAUACUUACACUCUUUGGGCUCGUUCUGCUCGCGCAUGCGCUACUCCGCCCACGAACACACAGUCCUGUACAGCAAUGUGCGUCUUUCCUCGGCCUCCACCGCACUUCCCCACGAUAUUGUCAUCGAGGCCUUGGUCUCCCUCGUCAUCGUCUCCGCGGGCCUCGUGCUAGGCGCAGAGAAACUCAAGCCGAUUAGCUGGAGCGAAUGGGCUGGGGAGAUUGAGAGGGAAGGCGGCGCCAGGAAUCCUUAUCUGCGGCUGGAAGAGCGAUACAGUUUCUGGGAUAUUAGGGCGAAGAGGAAGGAAUUCGCCGAAUGGGUUCGGGGGAAUGAUGCCUUGGAGGAGGCAAAAUGA
Molecule: messenger RNA, 579 nt
Organism: Aspergillus fumigatus Af293
Lineage: Eukaryota; Fungi; Ascomycota; Eurotiomycetes; Eurotiales; Aspergillaceae
Product: membrane magnesium transporter family protein
Exons: 3
Coding region: 1-579 (192 amino acids)
Biological process (GO): protein folding in endoplasmic reticulum
Cellular component (GO): EMC complex
Source: RefSeq, a predicted model, not a curated record